AUGAUAGUGCCACAAAGCUCUGCUGAACGGAUAGGGUUUGGAGGGUUCGGGGAAUCCAGAGGGAUAGGGUUCAGAGGGUUUGGAGGGUUCGGGGAAUCCAGAGGGAUAGGGUUCAGAGGGUUCGGAGGGUUCGGGGAAUCCAGAGGGAUAGGGUUCAGAGGGUUCGGAGGGUUCGGGGAAUCCAGAGGGAUAGGGUUCAGAGGGUUCGGAGGGUUUGGAGAGUUCAGGGAAUCCAGAGGGAUAGGGUUCAGAGGGUUUGGAGGGUUCGGGGAAUCUGGAGGGAUAGGGUUCGGAGGGUUUGGAGAGUUAAGGGGUUCAGAGGGUUUGGAGGGUUCAGGGAAUCCAGAAGGGAUAGGGUUCAGAGGGAUAGGGUUCGGAGGGUUUGGAGAGUUCAGGGAAUUCAGAGGGAUAGGGUUCAGAGGGAUAGGGUUCAGAGGGAUAGGGUUCAGAGGGAUAGGGUUCAGAGGGUUUGGAGAGUUCAGGGACUUCGGAGAGACGGGGUUCAUGGGUUCGGAAAGACGGGGUUCAGAUGGUUCGUAUGGACUGUUUAGAUCUUAA
Messenger RNA from Micropterus dolomieu (smallmouth bass), 558 nucleotides. Its product is annotated as glycine-rich protein 5-like. NCBI's taxonomy places the organism in Eukaryota, Metazoa, Chordata, Actinopteri, Centrarchiformes, Centrarchidae. The transcript has 2 exons. The coding region runs from base 1 to 558 and encodes 185 amino acids. The record is from RefSeq and is a predicted model, not a curated record.